Molecule: messenger RNA, 1638 nt
Organism: Rangifer tarandus platyrhynchus (Svalbard reindeer)
Lineage: Eukaryota; Metazoa; Chordata; Mammalia; Artiodactyla; Cervidae
Source: the annotation of a GenBank genome assembly
AUGCUUCCACGCACCAAGUACAACCGCUUCAGGAAUGACUCGGUGACAUCGGUCGAUGACCUUCUGCACAACCUGUCGGUGAGCGGCGGUGGCAAGGUCUCGGCGGCGCGCGCGGCCCCGGCGGCGGCCCCCUACCUGGUGUCCGGAGAAGCGCUGCGCAGGGCGCCCGACGAUGGGCCGGGCAGCCUGGGCCAUCUGCUCCACAAGGUGUCCCACCUGAAACUCUCCAGCUCGGGCCUCCGCGGCCUGUCGGCGGCCAGGGAGCGGGCGGGCGCGCGGCUCUCGGGCAGCUGCAGCGCGCCCAGCCUGGCCGCCCCGGACGGCAGCGCGCCCCCCGGCCCCCGCGCCCCGGCCAUGCGCGCCGCCAGGAAGGGCCGACCCGGCGACGAGCCGCCGCCCCGCGCCCCGCACGCCAGCGACCAGGUGCUGGGGGCAGGAGUCACCUACGUCGUCAAGUAUCUGGGGUGCAUUGAAGUUCUUCGUUCAAUGAGGUCACUUGACUUCAGUACAAGGACACAAAUUACCAGGGAAGCCAUCAGCCGGGUUUGUGAAGCUGUCCCUGGAUCCAAGGGAGCCUUCAGGAAGAGAAAGCCUCCAAGCAAAAUGUUGUCCAGCAUCUUAGGCAAGAGCAACCUCCAGUUUGCAGGCAUGAGCAUUUCCCUGACUAUUUCCACCGCCAGCCUGAACCUGCGGACGCCGGACUCCAAACAGAUUAUAGCGAAUCAUCACAUGCAGUCCAUCUCCUUUGCCUCCGGGGGAGACCCGGACACAACAGACUACGUUGCGUACGUUGCUAAGGACCCUGUUAAUCGCAGAGCUUGUCACAUUCUGGAGUGUUGUGAUGGGCUGGCCCAGGAUGUCAUUGGCUCCAUCGGACAAGCCUUUGAGCUCCGGUUUAAGCAGUAUUUGCAGUGUCCUUCCAAGAUCGCUGCUCUUCAUGACCGAAUGCAGAGUCUAGAUGAGCCGUGGACUGAAGAGGAGAGUGAUGGGUCAGAUCACCCGUAUUACAACAGUGUUCCAAGCAAGACACCUCCUCCAGGGGGGUUUGCCGAUGCUCGCCUGAAAGCCAGACCCCAUGGUCCUGACACAGUCCAGUUUGCAGGAAAAGAGCAAACUUACUACCAGGGGAGACACUUAGGAGACCCGUUUGGUGAAGACUGGCAGCCUACACCUGUCAGGCAAGGAUCCUUGGACAUCUACAGCAUGCCUGAAGGGAAAUCACAUGUGGCUCCUACGGGAGAAGCUCCCACCUAUGUCAAUACCCAGCGUAUCCCCCAGCAGACGGGGCCGGCCACGGGCAGCAGUGCAGAAAGCAGCCCUCGGAAAGACCUCUUUGACAUGAAGCCUUUUGAAGAUGCCCUCAAGAUUCAGUCCUUGGGGCCUGUGUUGAGCAAGGCAGCCUCCAUGGAGUGCAUCAGCCCCGUCUCACCCAGAGUGCCAGAUGCCAAGAUGCUGGAAGAACUGAAAGCAGAGCCUUGGUAUCAAGGGGAGAUGAGCAGGAAGGAGGCAGAGGGGCUGCUAAAGAGAGAUGGAGACUUCUUGGUCAGGAAGAGUACCACCAACCCGGGCUCCUUCGUCCUCACUGGCAUGCACAACGGCCAGGCCAAACACUUGCUGCUCGUGGACCCAGAAGGCACG